Messenger RNA from Bipolaris victoriae FI3, 1023 nucleotides. RefSeq lists its product as hypothetical. Lineage: Eukaryota; Fungi; Ascomycota; Dothideomycetes; Pleosporales; Pleosporaceae. The transcript has 2 exons. The coding region runs from base 1 to 1023 and encodes 340 amino acids. The record is from RefSeq and is a predicted model, not a curated record.
AUGCGCACGGGUAUAACGAGCGAAUCCUCGAGCCAGCCGACAAAUAACAAUCCAGGCGAAGAUUCCUCUCCCAGAGCUAGGUCUCCCUCGCCAGGUCCAUUUAGCCACCUCCCGCCACCAGAGCAAACGGAGCCUUUUCCAGCUUUCGAAGAAGACGAGAAAGAAACGGUACCCUAUAAACUCGACCACUGCACCCAACACUGCAGGCGCCCCAUCUGCCGCAGAGUGACCCGUGGCAAUGAGAGGAGAAGCGUAGAUCCGGGAGCCUGUCUAUGCUUUCUCGAGCCACCCCCUGUAACAGAGGCGACAAAUCAGGUACUGAUAAAGCCAUUUUCCGAAGAAGACAUUGCCGUCGUGCAAGCCACUUACGAACGCACCGACAAACAAGACUUCAUCAUUGUCAAUCUGGGGACUUCUAUGACCCUUGUAGACAUGCUGCGUCCAUCAUUCCACUUGGAUCUAUGCUCACGUCUGCAAUGGGAUCCAGACUUCACAACGGAUGUCCUGGUCCACAGCAGUUACUACUCUGCCGCUCUCCAGUCCGCCAACGACCUCGUCGAAAAGGUGUUUGUCCAUCUCAUGAUACUGCUGGGUCCAGUGCCGAACCACACGCGGUAUAUCACGGUGCAGGAACUGGAGCAGACGAUGCAGUCAGUGAUGCGACUGGAGUUCUUUUGGUGGCAGGCACUGUGGUGUUUUAAGCAGGAGGAGCGAAUACCAAAGGAUGAGGACUGCCAUGUUAGGAGGAUGAUGAAGGACGGGUUUGUUCGUGCGAGACGGCGCUAUAUCUGCAGAAAGCAGAGUAUGGGGAUUCAGGUGAUGAUGGAGAAGUUGGAGGAUAUCGUGGAGAUGGUGGUUAGUGUGUUGGUGUGGUGGAGUGAAUAUAUGCGCCAAUGGGCAGAAGAUAUUGUGGACGCUGAGUCGAUAGGGCUGGAUUCGAGCGUUGCGUCUUUUGUUUCGGCGCUGAGUCAUUUUGCAAGCGACGAAAGCGAUACCGAUGGCGGAUAUAUGGAGAAUGUUUGA